This is a messenger RNA of Euleptes europaea (tarantolino), 2455 nucleotides long. It is a transcript of the gene ATXN7L2, whose product is annotated as ataxin 7 like 2. The coding region runs from base 1 to 2343 and encodes 780 amino acids. Lineage: Eukaryota; Metazoa; Chordata; Lepidosauria; Squamata; Sphaerodactylidae. The transcript is spliced from 11 exons. The record is from RefSeq and is a predicted model, not a curated record.
AUGGCGGUGCGUGGACGCGCGGCGGCGGUAACAGCAGCAAUGGCUGCUGUGGAUCGGCGGCUGCCGAGUCUCGAUGACUUCGCGGGGCAGAGCUGGAGCGCCUGGGUGGAAAGAGCGGGGCCGCCCGCCGCCGAGACAGGGUCUGAGCUGGAAGAGAACACCAAGAAUGGGAGCAAGAAACUGGAUGCAAUGACUCUCAUUAAAGAAGACAUGUCUAUCUUUGGUCACUGCCCUGCUCAUGAUGAGUUCUACCUGGUGGUGUGUAACCACUGUGGCCAAGUGGUCAAACCUCAAGCCUUUCAGAAGCACUGCGAGAGACGACAUGGACCUCUCAGCAAACUUUAUACCCGGACGCAGGCCUCUUCCAAUUUGCAGAAGUGCCACACAAUCAAUGGGCGAACCCUUACCAGUGGAGGUCAUGGAUCCUCCAAAUCCUGGAGGGAGAAGUCCCAGGCCUCCUUCAGUCAAGCCCAGCACCCACCUGAGAGGCCAGACAAGAUGCCGAAGGACAGCCUCUGCUUGUUUGUGCCUGUUGUGAACCUAGAGAAGAUCUCCAGCCUUCCAAAGCCAGAUGGAGAUGGAAUCAAGGCCUCCCCAAAGCCCUCUGACUUUGCUAUCUCCAGACAGUCUUCUGCUAGCUCAAAAGAGGCUGUGGGCAAAUCUUCCUUAGCAGCAUCACCAAAAGAGCCUGUUGUGCCAGCUAAGGCAGGUGGCAAUGCUAUCGUGCCUGCAGAUGGCUUGAGCAGGAAGUUGGAGAACCCUCCUAUCUUGGGGGAGAAGGAGCAUGUGAAGUCUCUGAAGAAGAUGCCACGGAAAGAAUGUGACCUAAACAGGCAGUGUGGGGUAAUGAACCCUGAAACCAAGAAGAUUUGCACACGGUUACUGACCUGCAAGAUCCAUUCGGUGCAUCAGCGGCGCGAGGUGCAAGGGCGUGCCAAGGACUUUGACGUCUUGGUAGCCGAGCUGAAGGCCAACGCCAGGAAAGGCGAGCCCCCCAAAGAGAAGAGCCCGGUCAGGAAGGAAGCGGCGGCUGAACGGCUCUCGCAGGACCCCUUUUCGUUGCCGCAGGCAUCGCUGGUCCUGCCCAGUACUUCUCCUUGCCGAGCGAAGCAGCCUCACUCCCACUGUGCACUUUCCAGGUCUAGGGUAUCCUCUGAAAGUGACCUUGACGACCUGCCCACCACCUCCGGCGAAGUUGACCACGGGCUCUAUCCUUUCCCAACGCCCAAAGGCGCUGGUCGGGUUUCGAGCGAGGAGAGUGAGGAUGACGCAACAGAAGAUUCCCGCAAGCUGGAUUGCCAUUAUUCAACACGGGCACCACGUCCCCAAGCGUUCUGCACCUUUGGAAGUAGAUUAGUGAGCCCCGGGUGUUACGUGUUUAGCCGGCGGCUGGAUCGGUUCUGCUCAGCACUCAGUUCCAUGCUGGAGAGGCAUCUCAGUUCUCACAUGUGGAAGAGGAUCCCUCCAGCUGCUGAUCACCAGCUGCUCUCCACUCCACCACCUGUGGUUCUGGGCUUCUCUGCAUCCAGCACUUACCAGAACAGCAGUUCCUCUCUGGUUUGCAGCCUUCCCCACAGCCUCCCCAGCAGGACCUCCGUGUCCAGCGCAGCUUCGGCGACAGUUGCCUCCAGGGAGAGUCGCACUCACCACAGUAUGAACUAUGCAGUGGGGUCGCCCCACGUGGCAGCCGCCUGCAGCCAGUCAGACUGCAUGGGUGGGAGCCAGUCCAUCACCUCCCCGCUCCCAGCCAACACCCCUUCACCAUCCUUCAGCAAGUUGCCUUUGACCAAGGCCAGUAAGACCUCCAAAGCCAAGGAGCUGGCUGGCAGCAUGGAGCCAGAGGCCAUGGCCCGGAAGCGCAAGCAAUCUCCUGGCGCCUCUGCCAGCCCACCUUACAAACAGACCUGUUUUCUGGAUCUGGGCAAAAGCAAGGCGGCCAGCUGCCCAGUCUCCCACUCCUCUGCAAAGGCCAAGCCGUCUGGGAUCUCUUCCUCCAGCCUCUCCCUCAACGGAACUGUCCCUGCGGGUGCCAGAAUCAAGAGGGUAAGCCAUCUGGACUGCAGGGCUCCCAUCCACGUGCCAGUCAAAGCUUCGCAGCUGGAGAAUCGGAGCUCCUCGCUGAACGGGCCCAAAGCAUUGCAGGCCAACUGCAUCUCAGAGGAGGAAGCCAAGAGGCGCAAGAACACGGCCACUUACUGUCGGCCGGUGAAGGCCAAGCACGCCCCCUCUCCCUUGCCUUCCCCUUCCUCGUCUGACUUGGGCAGCUCUAUCCGAAGGAAGAAACCAGUGGUCUCCUUGGGCUUCGAGGAGAAGCAGAACACAAUGAAGUCAAAAGCGCAUUAACAGCAAGUGCCUGUGUUCUGCAGAAGGAGCCACCAGUCUGCGGACCCCGAGCACCUGGGCCAGAUUCAAAGCCUUCUGCUUUUUAUAACUUUAUAGUAUUUUUCUAAAGAAA